Messenger RNA from Colletotrichum truncatum, 1401 nucleotides. Its product is annotated as Phosphatidylinositol transfer protein sfh5. Lineage: Eukaryota; Fungi; Ascomycota; Sordariomycetes; Glomerellales; Glomerellaceae. Gene Ontology annotation, biological process: Golgi to plasma membrane protein transport; regulation of exocytosis. The record is from RefSeq and is a predicted model, not a curated record. Gene Ontology annotation, cellular component: cytosol; cortical endoplasmic reticulum; plasma membrane. Gene Ontology annotation, molecular function: phosphatidylinositol transfer activity.
AUGUCUGCUCAGACCACAAACGACACGCCGGUUACAGCAGCCCCAGCUGCUGGCCCAGCUGUUACUCCUGCACAGGCUGCUGAUGCUCCUGGUGUCGAUGCUCCGGCGCCGGCUGCUGCUGCUACAGAAGCUCAGCCCACUGCCACUGCAACUGCCACGGAUGCCCCUGCUGUUCCCUCCGAGUCUCAACAGAAUGCGCAGACUGUGACGGAGCCCAAGCCAGAAGACAAACCAGAGGAGAAGCCUGCCGAGAAGGCCCAGACUCCUCUCACCUCAUUCUUCGACAAGCUGCCCGGUAUCCUCGAGGCGGCCAAGCACAAGGAGAUGUGGGGUGUGCAGCUGUCCGACAGCACCCACGUUCCGACCACCGUUGUUCUGCAGAAGUUCUUGCGCGCCAACGAUGAUGAUGUCUCCAAGGCUGUUGAUCAGUUGCAGAAGGCCCUUGAAUGGCGUCGCGAUACUAACCCUGGAAAACUCCUCGACGAAGUAUACUUCGAUACGAAGAAGUUCGAUGAGCUCGGUUAUGUCACCACCCACAAGGAUACUCAGGGCAAGGAGGUCAUAAUCACCUGGAACAUCUACGGUGCCGUUAAGGAUAAGCAGGCCACUUUUGGCAACGUUGAUGAAUUCAUCAAGUGGCGUGCUGCUCUCAUGGAGCUCAGUGUCCGCAAACUGAACCUAGACAAGGUCCAGACCCCCAUCCCCGAUGGUGGUGAGGAUCCCUACCAGAUGAUUCAGGUCCACGACUACCUCAACGUGAGCUUCCUGCGCAUGGAUCCGGCCGUCAAGAAUGCCUCCUCGCAGACCAUCAAAAUUUUUGCCAUGGCCUACCCCGAGUUGCUCAACCACAAAUUCUUUGUCAACAUCCCUGCCCUCAUGGGUUGGGUCUUCAAGGCCAUGAAGGUGUUCUUGGCGCCCAAGACCGUCGCCAAGUUCCACCCCCUCGGCUACGGAGCAGAGCUGGCUAACGAGCUCCCCAAUCUGAAGCAGUCACUGCCCAAGGACUACGGCGGCAGUGGCGAGAGCAUUAAGACCACCGGCCAGACUGUGAAACUCGGCGAUCCCGCGACCUCAACUACCGAGACUAAAGCCGCAGUCGAAACUCCCGCACCUACCUCCGCCUCUGCCGCUGACACCCAGGCUGCUGAGCCUCCGGCUGUCGCCGAUAGUACGGCUCCAACUGCCAUGGCAACGGCGAAAUCCACCGAGCCAGCCUCUACUACCGCGCCUCAACCUGAGAAGACGGCGGGGACUGCUUCUGCCGCCACUGAACUCGAAAAGUCAGAGUCUUCAAAGGCGGAGGAAUCCGAGGUGCCCAACAUCGCUGGCCUCAGCGUCAAAGACAAUGUCGAAGAUAAGGACGCUGCCACUAAGGAUGAAGUUAAGACCACUGCUGCCUAA